Impatiens glandulifera is the source of this 1592-nucleotide messenger RNA. Its product is annotated as polyadenylate-binding protein RBP45-like. Gene Ontology annotation, cellular component: cytosol. The transcript is spliced from 6 exons. The coding region runs from base 68 to 1327 and encodes 419 amino acids. The record is from RefSeq and is a predicted model, not a curated record. Gene Ontology annotation, molecular function: mRNA binding. Lineage: Eukaryota; Viridiplantae; Streptophyta; Magnoliopsida; Ericales; Balsaminaceae.
UUCAUCCAUAUAUUCUAGGGUUUUCAAUCUCUCUCGAUCUCUCUCUCUUUCUUCUUUCUCAAGAACGAUGCAACCAGGAGCCACCGUCGUUCCGCCGCCAAUGACGGCUCCGGCUGCCGACAACCAGCAAAACCACUUCCAAUACCAGCAACCGCAACCGUGGCAGCAGCUUCAACAGCCAUGGAUGAACCACCACCACCAGCAACAACAACAAUGGAUGAAUCAGCAGCCGCCGCAUCCAUCAUUCCAGUAUCAUCCACAACAGGCAGUGUACUACCACCAACAACUUCCGCCUCAGCCCCCCGCAGCACAACCUACGAACCCUGACGAAGUUCGUAGUCUAUGGAUCGGCGAUCUCCCGACCUGGUUGGAUGAACAAUUUAUCAUCGGUUGUUUUGGCAUCACUGGAGAAGUGGUUGCGGCCAAAGUUAUUAGGAACAAACAAACAGGACAAUCUGAGGGUUAUGGUUUCAUUGAAUGUGUAAACCAUGCUGCAGCCGAAAGAAUUUUACAAACAUAUAAUGGAACACCGAUUCCAAAUGCUGGGCAGAAUUUCAGACUAAACUGGGCACAUUCUGGUUCAAGUGAAAAGCGGUCUGAUGGUACACCAGAUUUCACUGUUUUUGUUGGGGAUUUGUCUCCUGAUGUUACUGAUGAUGUGUUACUAGAAACGUUUAGUGCUCACUAUACCUCUAUAAAAAGUGCAAAGGUGGUUAUGGAUCGGUUGACUGGGAGGGCUAAGGGAUAUGGUUUUAUCAGAUUUGCAGAUGAAAAUGAGCAAUUGCGCGCUAUGUCUGAGAUGAAUGGACAGUUAUGUUUGACUAGGCCUAUGCGUGUUGGGGCAGCUUUGAACAAGAAAAAUGAAGGUGCAGUUCCUUAUCAGACAUCUCAAGGAGCUCAGAAUGAGGAUGAUCCAACGAAUACAACUAUAUUUGUUGGUGGGUUGAAUGAGAGUAUUUCAGAUGAUCAACUCAGGCAUGUCUUCAGUCCAUAUGGACAAUUAAUUCAUGUUAAGAUUCCAGCUGGAAAACGAUGUGGUUUUGUACAAUUUGCUGAAAGAAAUUCUGCUGAAGAGGCGUUGAAGAUGUUAAAUGGAACCCAAUUGAGUGGACAAAGCAUUCGGCUUUCAUGGGGUCGUAGUCCUAACAAACAGGCUCAAGUUGAUCAAAGCCAAUGGAAUGGCGGUGGCGGCGGUUAUUAUGGAUAUGCUGCACCUGGAUAUGAUUCUUAUGGAUAUUCCGCACCACCCCAACAAGAUCCUAAUCUCUAUUAUGGAGGUGGAGCCUAUUCUGGAUAUGGGAAUUUCCCGCAACAGCAUCAGCAAUGAGUUAUGGAUGUUGAAGAAAGUGGUCUUCAUCAUCUGGGGUAUAUUAUAUUUAGAGUUAGACUUAUCCAGUUUUAUACCCUGAUUUCUUGUCUUGACCCGAUCAAACGCUCCUGACCGUUUUUGUUUGACUUAUAUCUGUUAUGCGAUAGACAUGCGACACGAAUGUAGUAUUGAUUUCUCUACUCUUUUGCCUUCUUUGAAUUGUCAUGACUUGAAUUACAUUUUACUUUGUUUAGUUUAUUGGUGAAGAUGUUUUCUUUGCAAA